GAGUAGUUAAAAUUUAACCAUUUAACACGGCCGAAGGGAUUAAGACUUUAGGGUUUUGAUUUUUCAUAAAUCACAAUUUCAGUCUUGACUACGCGUCAGCUUCAUUGGCAUAAAAAAUAAAAAUACUUAGCUGUGAGCUUUUGGUUGCAAGAUGACUGGAAGUUCAGGAUAUAGGAACCUUGCACCUAAGACCAAGAAUUUGAUAGUUGCUGGCGGCUUGACAGCAUUUGUAUUUGGGGUUUAUUUCUACACUAUGAGAGCUGUUGGAGGUACAGAUGAACUUCAGGUUGCUAUAGACAAGUAUGAAGGGCAGAAAAGCAAGCAAGAGGCUUAAAGUAGGCACACCUUUGAAGGCUGGACCUUCUUCAGUUCAGUGAUGUAUUUGGAACAAGGAUAAUUUAACUUUGCAAUUUUUGCACUCUUAUCUGUUUAUAGAGUUGAAAAGUGAAGGUUCUCACAUUUCUCUCACCAGCUUUCUGAUAGUGAAGAAAUAACUGCAGAAUGUUCUCAGCAGAUAUUUUUGUGAACAUUUAUCUGUGGGGCAUAUUGGUUUCUGUUUGAACGUGGCUUUGAUCACGUAUUUAGUGAGAAAUAUAAGGAUCUUUCUUAUCAAAAGCAUACAUCAUUUGGAUCAAAAUCUAUGUUUAUUUAGUGAUUGUAUAAUUCGAUAUUUGGAUUCUGAAGACUUUGAAAUUGAAAUUUUAUGCUGAACUUUUCUUCCA
Messenger RNA from Ricinus communis (castor bean), 722 nucleotides. RefSeq lists its product as uncharacterized. The coding region runs from base 152 to 334 and encodes 60 amino acids. The record is from RefSeq and is a predicted model, not a curated record. NCBI's taxonomy places the organism in Eukaryota, Viridiplantae, Streptophyta, Magnoliopsida, Malpighiales, Euphorbiaceae. The transcript is spliced from 2 exons.